AUGGCACUCAUUGACUCGGUCUCGCUUCCAUGGUGGGCUUGGGUGGCUCUCACCGUCGCCGUUUACACCAUCACCAACAAGAUCAGCUACCACAUCCGUUUACGGAAACUGGGUGCCUCCGAGCCUCCGUUCAUCAGGGACUAUAUUUUUGGUUUCUGGUUCAGCUUGGAGAUCUUGCGUAGGCUGAAAACAGGAGACAUGCCGGAAUUUUUCGGGGAAAUGUUCGACAAGGUGUAUGGUGACACAGUCCUCUUCCGCUCUACAGGAAGCUUGAGGUAUACCACAAGGGACCCCGAGAACAUCAAGGCCGUCUUGAGCACUCAAUUCAGCGAUUUUUCGUUGGGACUUCGCCACAAGCAGUUCAGGGUUCUUUUGGGUGACGGUAUUUUCACCUUGGACGGCGAUGGCUGGAAACAUUCCCGGGCCAUGCUUAGGCCCCAGUUUGCCAAAGAGCAGGUCUCUCCAGGGGCAAUGUUGGAGUCUCACGUACAGCAUGUUUUGCGAAGAAUAAAAAUUCAAAACGGAUCAAAGUUUGAUAUUCAGCCUUUGUUCUUCAAGUUGACAAUCGACUCGGGCACCGAGUUCCUUUUCGGUGAAUCCUGUUCCUCGCUCCAAGAUGAUAUCGUCAAACUCUCUGACCUUGAAGGUCCUGAAGGGGUCGAACUUUUUCCCGAAGCCUUCAACACUUCGCAAUAUUACCUCCUCUUGCGGUCCGGACUCCAUAAUCUGUACUUUAUUCUCACCACAAGAGAGUUCAGAAAGUGUAACCGGAUUGUUCACAAUUUUGCUGACUACUACGUGGAGAAGGCUCUUGCAGCGACUCCAGAGGAGUUGGCGAAAAAGAACGAAAAUGGGUAUGUAUUCUUAUACGAGCUUGUCAAGCAGACCAGAAACCCAGUGGUUUUGCGAGACCAAUGUUUGAACAUCCUCAUUGCAGCAAGAGAUACCACGGCAGGACUCUUGUCUUUUGUCUUUUUCGAACUUGCAAGAAAUCCCGAGAUCUUCCGCAAGCUUCGGACUGAGAUUGUUGAAGCCUUUGGCGAGGGGGAAACUGCUGAUCUUAGCAAGAUGACAUUUGAAUCACUCAAGAAACUCGAAUAUCUCAAGUGGGUCCUCCAUGAGACGCUCAGAUUGUACCCCUCUGUCCCAAUGAAUAGCCGCUUAGCUACCAAAGACACUACAUUGCCUCGAGGAGGAGGUCCAAAUGGACAAGAACCUGUUUUCGUGCCAAAAGGUGAAGUGGUAGUUUACUCAGUUUUCGUGACACAUCGAAAUCCGGCCAUCUACGGCAAGGAUGCAAACACGUUCAGACCCGAAAGAUGGGGUGAAGCAAGACUUAAGAAAGUGGGCUGGGGAUUUCUUCCAUUCAACGGAGGUCCUCGGAUCUGCUUGGGCCAGCAACUUGCCUUGACCCAAGCGUCUUACGUGACAGCUCGCCUUCUUCAGAACUUCUCUGAAAUUGACUCAUUCGACAAUCCUGGAGACCCUCGCAAGAAUGUGCACUUGACCAUGUCGUUGCUUGACGGGGCCAACAUUAGGCUCUACUAA
Candidozyma duobushaemuli is the source of this 1548-nucleotide messenger RNA. Its product is annotated as cytochrome P450. Lineage: Eukaryota; Fungi; Ascomycota; Pichiomycetes; Serinales; Metschnikowiaceae. The transcript has a single exon. Gene Ontology annotation, molecular function: iron ion binding; heme binding; oxidoreductase activity, acting on paired donors, with incorporation or reduction of molecular oxygen, reduced flavin or flavoprotein as one donor, and incorporation of one atom of oxygen. The record is from RefSeq and is a predicted model, not a curated record. Bases 1 to 1548 code for a protein of 515 amino acids.